GUUCAGUCGUAAUUUUUUCUGGAUGGCACACGAUAUAGAGAGAAGCAAGCUUCAGGUGGAGCAAACGGAAGAGCAUAAGCCGCUCAUUCCGCUUAAAGAGCUUACUUUUGGUAAACAUUUUACGGAUCAUAUGCUCACCGUGGAAUGGGAUAAACAAGACGGCUGGCAUGAGCCACAUAUCAAACCAUAUCAGAAGCUCCAGUUGGAUCCUAGUUCUACAGUUUUUCAUUACGGAUUUGAGUGUUUCGAGGGAAUGAAAGCUUACAAAGACGACCAAGGACAUGUACGAUUAUUUAGACCAGAGAUGAACAUGGAACGGCUGAAUCAUUCGGCAGCUAGAGUAGGCAUGCCGAGAUUCAACGGGGAAGAACUGCUCAAAUGCAUUGUUGAGCUCUUGCGACUGGAUGAGCGGUGGAUCCCCAUGGAGCGCGGAUAUUCGUUGUAUUUACGACCUACCAUGAUCAGCACUUACCCAACGUUGGGGAUCCGUGCACCGGAAAAAGUGUUAUUGUUUGUCAUUGCAUGUCCAGUGGGUCCUUACUAUUCGACAGGAUUUAAAGCAGUUUCUCUUCUUGCGACCAGCGAUUACGUUCGAGCUUGGCCUCACGGAACAGGCGACACCAAAGUAGGCGGAAAUUAUGCACCCGGUGUUCUACCACAAAACAUUGCACUGGAGCAAGGUUAUCAGCAAAACCUGUGGCUAUUUGGCAAGGACGAAGAAGUGACGGAAGCAGGAACGAUGAACUUUUUCAUGCUUUGGGAAAAUCCGAGCGGCCGAUUGGAGUUACUGACACCGGCGCUCAAUGGAUUAAUCUUGCCUGGUAUCACACGCGAUAGUGUUAUUCAGCUGGUCUCCUCUUGGGAAGCCGAAAUGAAAAUUCGGGUCAUACAAGAUAAAAUUACCAUGGCAGAAAUCCUUCAAGCUGUGCACGAAGAUCGCGUCAUCGAAAUGUUUGGUACCGGCACAGCGUGCAUUGUCAGUCCUAUCAAAUGUAUUGGAUUCAAAGGAAGAGAUAUUUCCAUACCAUUAGAUCCUCAAGACUUCAAGUCGGAAGCAGGUCACUUGACAAAGAAAAUUAACCAAGCCAUCAUGGAUAUUCAAUACGGCGUUGUGGAUCACCCGUGGUCCCGCAUUGUAUUCUAA
This is a messenger RNA of Radiomyces spectabilis, 1144 nucleotides long. RefSeq names its product branched-chain amino acid aminotransferase. Gene Ontology annotation, molecular function: branched-chain-amino-acid:2-oxoglutarate transaminase activity. Gene Ontology annotation, cellular component: mitochondrion. Gene Ontology annotation, biological process: L-valine biosynthetic process; L-leucine biosynthetic process. The coding region runs from base 23 to 1144 and encodes 373 amino acids. The record is from RefSeq and is a predicted model, not a curated record. NCBI's taxonomy places the organism in Eukaryota, Fungi, Mucoromycota, Mucoromycetes, Mucorales, Radiomycetaceae. The transcript has 3 exons.